AUGGCCAACUUGACAACGCUCAUAAGUACCCUAAUCACAGCCAACCAUAUCCUGCAUUACCAUUCGGUGUGCGAUGCGUACGGCCACAUAUCGGUGCGACACCCAGAUGAGCCGUCCCAAUUCAUCAUGUCCGCCGACCGAGCUCCCGCGCUCGUCUCAUCGGCAGACGAUCUUGUCACCUACCAGGUAGAGGACGCAUCGGCCGUUGAUCCCGACUCUCCACGCGGGUACAUCGAGCGCUACAUCCACUCGGAGAUGUACAAGCGCUACCCCGAAGUCAACAGUGUGAUCCACGCCCAUGCUCCCGAAGUCCUUCCCUACGCCAUUAGCGGUGUGCCGCUGAAGCCUGUCUUUCAUAUGCCGGCCUUCCUCGGUCUGGAUAUCCCUUUGUGGGACAUCGAGGAUGCUUACAACGAAACCGACUCGCAUGAUCUGUUGGUCCGAAACGAGCACGAAGGCGCUAGUCUGGCCUCAUACUUUGCAGCGCCGGAGAAUGAGACGGCUCAGACCGACAUCCCUGACCGUAAAGUCGUCUUGAUGCGAAAGCACGGUUUCACCACGUUUGGCACAGAGAUCGAGAUUGCCGUCUUCCGAGCAGUCUUCACAACGGAAAACGCUAAGGCACAGACAGAUUCGGCCUUGCUCCGAAAUGCGUUUGGUGGUCUUGCAGCUCAAGGCGUGAAUUUGCAGGAAUGGAGCACAGGGGCGGAAGGAGAUUUGAUGGAGAACAACUUUGAACCUUUGACUGAGAGGCAGGCGGCAGACGCAGAAGAAUCGAUCGGCCAGACUAUCAGCCGUCCAUGGAACUUGUGGGUUGCCGAGGUGGAAGCGAAUCCGCUGUAUCAGAACAAUAGUUAG
This is a messenger RNA of Cyphellophora europaea CBS 101466, 858 nucleotides long. RefSeq lists its product as uncharacterized. Gene Ontology annotation, biological process: pentose catabolic process. Gene Ontology annotation, cellular component: cytosol. Gene Ontology annotation, molecular function: aldehyde-lyase activity. Lineage: Eukaryota; Fungi; Ascomycota; Eurotiomycetes; Chaetothyriales; Cyphellophoraceae. The record is from RefSeq and is a predicted model, not a curated record. Bases 1 to 858 code for a protein of 285 amino acids. The transcript has a single exon.